This is a messenger RNA of Ochotona princeps (American pika), 1730 nucleotides long. It is a transcript of the gene JAML, whose product is annotated as junction adhesion molecule like. Gene Ontology annotation, molecular function: cell adhesion molecule binding. Gene Ontology annotation, biological process: neutrophil extravasation; heterophilic cell-cell adhesion; monocyte extravasation. The transcript is spliced from 10 exons. Bases 171 to 1322 code for a protein of 383 amino acids. Lineage: Eukaryota; Metazoa; Chordata; Mammalia; Lagomorpha; Ochotonidae. Gene Ontology annotation, cellular component: membrane. The record is from RefSeq and is a predicted model, not a curated record.
UGUUUCUGUGUCUGCAGCUACCUCAGCACGCACGCACUUGAUCUGCUCUGAGUCUGACCCUUAGGGCUGGCAGAAAUCUCCUCUGGGGUGUGGGGACUGCUGUGGCUGGAGACCUCAGCGCACCGCUUCUCCUGGGGACCUGCAUCUUGGAUUGAGAAGUUGAGAGCAGCAUGUUUUGCCCAGUGAAACUCAUCCUGAUCUCUGUGUCACUGAAUUGCUGCUGGGGCCUGAGUGAUGUGGUUGUGUCCUCUCCCGUGCUGACAGUGCGUGUGGGUGAUUCAGCUCUGAUGGGAUGUGUUUUCCAGACCACAGAAAAGAAACCUGUAACCAAGGUGGACUGGACAUUCUCCUCUGGAGAGCAUGCCAAGGAUGAAUAUGUGCUAUACUAUUACGCCAACCUCAGCGUGCCAGUGGGGCGCUUCCAGAACCGUGUGCACUUGGCAGGGGACGUCUUGAAUAAGGAUGGUUCUCUGCUGCUCCAAGAGGUGCAAAAGGCCGACCAGGGAACCUAUAACUGUGAGAUCCGCCUGGAAAGGGAGAGCACAGUGUUCAAAAAGGUUGUGACACUGCAUGUGCUGCCAGAGGAGCCCAAAGAGCUCACAGUCCAAGUAGGUGAUUCGAUUCGGAUGGGGUGUGUUUUCCAGAGCACGGAAGAGAAACUCGUGACCCAGGUGGACUGGACAUUCUCUUCCAGAGAGCGAGUCCAGGAGGAGACCGUGUUGCGCUAUUACCACAAACACAACAUGCCCAUGGGGCAUUCCCAGAGCUCGGGCCGCUUCUGGAACCGGGUGAAUCUGGUGGGGGACAUUUCCCACCAUGAUGGCUCCAUUGUGCUCCAGGAAGUAAAGGCAUCUGAUGGCGGGAACUACACCUGCUGUGUCCACCUGGGGAGCCUGGUGUUCAGGAAAACAGUCGUGCUGAGUGUGACACGGGAAGAAGCUCAAACUCUGGUGGUCCCAGGAACGGACAGACCCGAGGUCCUGAGUGGGAAUCAGCUGCUGAUCUUGGUGGGGAUUGUCUGCACCACGAUUCUGCUGCUUGCUGUCUUGAUAUUAAUUGUGAAGAAGAUUCACUGCAGUAAGAGUUCAGCAAAUUCUACAGCAAUGGUGCAGAGCCUGGAGAACACCAAGAAGGGUGAGCCAGAGAAACACGUUUACUCCUCCAUAGCCACACGGGAAGUGAUAGAGGAAGACCAAAGUGGAAGAUCAGAAGCCACCUACAUGACUAUGCACCCAGUGCGACCCUCGCUGAAAUCAGAUUCAAAUAAUCCAUUGGGGAAGACGUCAGCUGGGGGACUGCCACGGCCACAGCAAACCUUUUGAACCGAAGAGAGAAUCCCCUUCCUUCCUCAGUGGCUGAGGUGCUCCUCCAAGGGGCCUGUUGCUCUAGACCCUGUCCUGGGAGCUCUCCUCCUGCCUCCUUGCUUGUUCAAAGGACUGGAGAUGGAAGGUUUGGAGCCCAGUGCAAAGCUGGACACAGCUCAAGAAGGAUGGGCCCGAUGAGGGGAGAGGACAUUGCCAUGGCCGUGACCGUGGCUCCUGGCUCUGGGGAACCUGGCUGAACACUGAAGUAGCUGCAGAUACUGUGAUGGAUCAGAUGCUGGGUCUGAGGGAUGUUCUUGGGAGAUGAGUUACUGGGAGGAUUCCCAGAGGAGGUGGGGGAGGGGGGAGGGGAACCAACCCAAAUGAUCCCUUUGCUAAGUUAUCCCUAAAUAAAUGUGGUACAUGGAA